Messenger RNA from Fusarium fujikuroi IMI 58289, 1332 nucleotides. RefSeq names its product probable G protein alpha chain. The record is from RefSeq and is a predicted model, not a curated record. Gene Ontology annotation, biological process: G protein-coupled receptor signaling pathway. Bases 1 to 1332 code for a protein of 443 amino acids. Gene Ontology annotation, molecular function: guanyl nucleotide binding; G-protein beta/gamma-subunit complex binding; G protein-coupled receptor binding. NCBI's taxonomy places the organism in Eukaryota, Fungi, Ascomycota, Sordariomycetes, Hypocreales, Nectriaceae. Gene Ontology annotation, cellular component: heterotrimeric G-protein complex. The transcript has a single exon.
AUGGACUGCGAUAAGGAGAGUAACCACGUUAAUAUCUCCGGUAUUGAUGAAGACAGUCUCAAACAUCCAAAGCCAGAUACCAGUCGAGGAGCCGGAAGCCGUCGUACCCGGGCCGAGAGCAAGCCUGCACGUUGGUGGGAGGGUCUUUGCCCAUUAUUCUCGAAAACAAUGCAAUCUCUAGAGCCACCAAGUGCGAGAGAAGAGGACUGUCUAUCCUUGCCCAGCUAUCCUGCAGAAGCGAAAGCGCGGACGCGUGCUAUUGACCAAUACCUCGCUGCUGAGUUCCAGCGGAGCAAACGGCAAUUAAAAAUCAUCCUUUUCGGCGAUGAGCAUGAGAAAAGUCUUUUUCUGAAACAAGCCCGCCUUCUUGAGGUUCCGCUUUCCAAUGAAGACCGUGCAGAUGUUCGGGCCGAAGCGAGGCGCUUUGUCGCAUCGAUAUGCCGGGAAUGCUUGCAUAUUGUCGAUGAACAUGCCUGCAAGCCAGAAUGGAUCAAUGCUCAUCCAGUUCUGGGGCGUGUCAAGGAGAUUGUGUCGAGCGAAGAGCCCGAAGAUGAGGAGACGGUCGAAAGCAUGGUGAACCUGUAUUGCGACGCAGAAUUGCGGCUCGCGCUCAUGCAGUUUGGUCAUAACUUUAACGAUAUCGAGCGACGAUUCUUGAACAGCCGCUAUCCGCAUAUUCUCACCUGCCCCUGCACCGCAAAUGGCAAUCUGAGCAAGCUCUUGAAGCGAAUCUUUGCGCCAGAGUACGUCCCUACAGAGCAUGACUGGUUUCACUUUGACCAGCGCCGUUCGGGGCGAGUGGCCCAGGAGGCUCUCAUCCAUCGAGACAGCCACACGCUGCAGCUUUUACAAAUCACGGAUCGGUCAACGCAGAGACGAAAAUGGAUUCAUGUUUUGGUCGAUGACGCGGCCUGCCUUCUUUUUAUUUGUAACCUAGCCAUCUACGACCAGACUCUGCUAGAAGACGAGACUAUAAACAGACUCCACGAAGAUCUCAUCCUCUUUAGCUCGCUGGCCAACUCAAGAUGGUUCGCCCAAACGCCAUUCCUUGUCAUUUUGUCAAAUAUUUCGGCAUUUAGGAACAAGAUUCUGCAGUCGCCGCUGUCCAAAUGGUUCCCCCAAUUUGAGGGAGGCAGUGACGGAGAUGCGGCGCUCGAUUUUAUUGGAGACCGGUUCCGGGAACUCGCGAAAGCUGACCAGAAUAUGUAUAUACACGCUACAGAUAUUGAUAGCGCUGAGGGCGUGAUAGCUGCUAUUGAGACUAUGGAGUAUAGGUCGCUCGGUAAAGUCUUCGAGGAGAUUCAUAUGCCUCCUGCCAAGCAUAAAGACUAA